GAGCUUGUUUGUGGUCUGGGCCCUGCAUUUGAUCCUAUCUUUAGUAGCAGCUUUCUGUCCAUAAUUGGGCUGUCCUUUUUACUUGUUGGUACCUGCCCCUGUUUGUUUGGAAGCGGAUUUAACCAUCACACAAUGCCGAUUCCCUUGAUUGCUCAGGGGUUCCAAGAGGGUAUCUCCUCUAUUCCCUAUGCGUGGACCGUUUUAAAGAUCGUGCCAUGGGUGCUGUUGGUUGCUGCUUUGAAGUACUAUUUUGGGGGUGCUCGAAAUGGAUCGGAGCGGUUGAUGCAUUCUAAGGUUGUGAUGGUUACGGGUGGAACAUCAGGAAUAGGAGCCAGCGUCGUCCACGAACUUGCCUCUCGCGGUGCCCAGAUCAUCCUCCUCACACAACAUGCUCCCUCAGACAUCUUCCUAGUUGAUUACAUUGAGGAUCUCCGAAAGUCAACGAAGAAUCAACUCAUCUACGCCGAGCAGGUGGAUCUGUCCUCACUACACUCGAUUCGCACAUUCGCGACAAAAUGGAUCGAUAACGUUCCCCCGCGCCGACUGGACAUGAUCAUCCUGUGCGGAAACACGGCCGCACCUUCAUCCGCCAGCCGAAAGCUGACCGUAGAUGGACUCGACGAAGAAUGGCAGGUGAAUUACCUCGCCAAUUUCCACUUGUUGAGCAUCCUCAGUCCGGCGUUGAGGGCCCAGCCACCUCAUCGUGACGUGCGGGUCAUUUUCACAACAUGUUCGAGUUACAUUGGAGCCAAAAUCGACCCUAAGCAGAUAGAGGCAGCUUGUACGCCCGAUGCUUCAGCGCCACGGGGAACGAAAAACGGCAAGAGUGUGAAGAAAGCAGGGGCUGGGUCGAAGAAAUCCAAAGCCAGCCUGUUCGGAGCGAGCAAGCUUGCAUUGAUGUCUUUCGCCCAGUCCUUCCAGAAACACUUGAAUGCUUAUGAACGUCCCGAUAAGAUGCCUCCGUGUACACGUGUGAUCGUUGUUGACCCCGGCUUUAGCCGCACUCCGGGUACCCGUCGCUGGUUGACGGGUGGGUCGCUUUGGGGGCUUCUUCUCUAUCUCAUCACCUGGCCUUUGUGGUGGUUGGUCCUGAAGUCGCCGCAACAGGGCGCUCAGAGUAUCCUGUAUGCUGCCAUGGAGGCUAGAUACGGCCGUGGCACCGGUGGAUGGAUGAUCAAGGAGUGUCAGGAGGUGGAUUUUGCUCGCAAAGAUGUUAGGGAUGAAGAGGCAGGGAAACUGCUGUGGCAAUUCAGCGAAGCGCAAAUUGAACUCAAGGAGAAGGAAAGUGCUGUGAAAAGGGCACUGGCCAACAAGGAGCAGCAGGAGAAGGAAAGCCAGAAGAACAAUGGCUCUUCCAGCUCUAAACCUGCAGCGAAAGAGCAGACUCCAGGAUCGCGAAGGAGCCGGAAAGCUAACAAAUAAACUGUACACUAAAAUCUGUUGAAAUAAAGGAAUUCAUAGAGCUUCAAAAAGCAAUUGGUAAUUUUUCAUGGCUUCUAUAUCUAUGAGUGUACUUGUGCUAUAUUUUUGAAAUCAUGAAGGAGCACAUAUAGCAAAUUAUUCAGUUAAGCAGAGAUAUGUGGCUCAACAAAAGAAACAAGAAAAGAAAUUCGUCUCAUCCAAUCUACAGGGCUUUUGUCUAUCGAGGGGCGAUUUCGAUGAUCCAUCCACCUUCGCAUCAUAGAUCCAAGCAUACGCCGGUAGAUCAUUUCCUUAGAUUAUAGUAAUUUAUUUCUUCAGCUGUUCCAGCAGCUCAGCAGGGGGCUCCUGCCGGUAGCCCUGA
Molecule: messenger RNA, 1783 nt
Organism: Aspergillus pseudotamarii
Lineage: Eukaryota; Fungi; Ascomycota; Eurotiomycetes; Eurotiales; Aspergillaceae
Product: putative oxidoreductase
Exons: 2
Coding region: 133-1422 (429 amino acids)
Source: RefSeq, a predicted model, not a curated record